ACAUUUUUUUUUCCUUUUUGGCUUUGAGUGAUAAAAACAAAAAAAAGAUUAGUGUAUAAGGAUCAUGGAGAUACACAAACUCAUGACAACAAUGACUUACGUAUUACUACUAUUGCUACUCUCGAUUCAUGCGCAUAUCCAAGCCGUUGCUUCAAUCUCAGAUACUUCUGAUGUUUCAGCCAUCCAUGAUCUGAAACCAAGUCCCAUCACAGGAACUAAAACAUGUUGGGAGAAAUAUUUACCGGUUUGGCGGCGGGAGCUUAAAAGCAGCGGUGGCGGUGGCAGUAGCGGUGGAGGAGGUCGUAGUGGCGGAGGUGGCAGCAGUAGUCGAGGCGGAAACAGCGGUAAAGGCGGCAGCAAAGAUAGAGGCGGUGGCUCUGGGAACGGAGGAUCUUCAAAUCAUGGCGGUAGCAGUAGUGGCGGCCAUUUUGUUGGAAGCGGCGUUGACUGUUUCAAACACCGUGGUCUCGCCAGUACUCUAUUAUUAUCUCUCGUAGUCGUGAGCUCUUUGAUUAUUUUACGUUGAACACAGUUGUAAAAAAAUGUAUUUUUUUUCUUUUUGUGUGAUCGAUAUAUAUAACAGCUUUAAAAAUGUUGUUUUCUAAUUAUACAAAAUUAAAUAUUGUAUAUAGACUAUAGAUACUAUGAAUGCUAAAGUUUGAUUGGAUAUAGUUGGAAUGUAUUGUAUGUUUUUAUAACUCUCUAAUCGACAAGC
This is a messenger RNA of Camelina sativa (false flax), 715 nucleotides long. RefSeq lists its product as uncharacterized. Lineage: Eukaryota; Viridiplantae; Streptophyta; Magnoliopsida; Brassicales; Brassicaceae. The record is from RefSeq and is a predicted model, not a curated record.